AUGCAGAUUUUAAAAGUAAUAUUCACUGAAUAAUUUUUAAAUUUAGUUAUAAGUGUUUUUUGGAAUAAAUUAAUUUUUCCUUAUUUAUGGAAUGAUUAACGUUAUAACUUUAGGUAUGAAUUAAACUAACUAAACUUACUAGUGCAAAAAAGCAAAGUAUGCAAGUUAUAGUUUGGUAAGGAACAUUCAACUCUGUCUAUAAUUAAGAAUCAUUUGAACAAUUGCUCUAUGCUAAAAUAUAAUUUACAAUUGGUGUAUACUUUGAGACAGAAUUAAUUAUUGAUAUGCUGCAAAACCUCCUCCAUUUCACAGCCUCAGCAAUUCCUUGCAGCCAUCAAACAAUUGAUGAAAUCAAAAACACAUUAACUAAUACAUGA
Messenger RNA from Paramecium octaurelia, 377 nucleotides. The record is from the annotation of a GenBank genome assembly. NCBI's taxonomy places the organism in Eukaryota, Ciliophora, Oligohymenophorea, Peniculida, Parameciidae.